GCGGCUGCCGGGCAGUGAGCGGUUAACACAGCAACACCCCCGCGCCCUCGCGCCGUGGUGCAGCCCAGCGCGCGGCCCCCAGCUCGGACCGCACCACGCGGCGAGGCGGGGGGAGCCGGGGGCAUUGCGCGUGCGCAGCGGCGCUGGCUGCUGUGCCUGUGUCGCGCGACGGGGUGGGUCGGGCGGCGCGCGCUGCCGCUGCUCCCGCCGCCGGGCUCGGGGCUCUGAGGGCCCCGCGGGGCUGGGCGGCGGCGGUUCGGUCCGCUUCCGGGCGUGUCCGCGGCGCUGCCGGGAGCGGCGGCUCGAGAGGCGGCGAGCCGGCGUUCCUGCGGCCGCCCCGGUCCGCUGGGCGCCGGGCGCUGCGGCCUGGCGCCGCCGGUGCGGAACGGCUGCGGUUCCGGCCGGCCCGGGUCCUCCCGGGCGUCCCCGACAGCCGCCGCUGGACCGGUGAGGUACGGCCGCAUCCCGAGCCUCCCUGGCCGCGUCCCCGGGGCGGGAGCGUUAGUGCUGGCAGGGCGGGACCGCAGCGCCCGGAGCGGCCGCGGCUCUUCUGGAGCGGCUGCUGGUGGGUCGGGAGGAAACGGUCCUUGGGGAGGAGGGAGCGGCAUGGUGCUGAACGUCCCUGGGGACAGGUGCUCCAGGGCAUCCUUCAGCUAGUUCACGCUGCUGGCACCCGGAGCCUCUCGCUCGGAAGUUUGCUGCUCUGCAGUGAGCUCCUGGAAGUCUCGUAACCGCGAGGUUACGGCAGCUUCUCAGCCUCGUCUUGCCAGGUGUCCAGCUUUGCCUGACUCUUGAUUUCUCGUAGUCGAGAGAAAUACUUUCAUUGAAAGUAGAUAAAAUGGCAACCUUAAUUCACACUUUAGCAGAUCACAGUGAUGACAUCAACUACUGUGCCUUCUCAUCAUCGUGCUUGGCUACGUGUUCCUUGGACAAAACAGUUCGCGUUUAUUCUUUAAACAGCUUCACUGAGCUUCCGUACUCGCCUUUAAAAGGUCACACCUAUGCUGUCCACUGCUGCUGCUUCUCUCCAUCAGGCCACGUUUUGGCUUCGUGUUCCACAGACGGCACGACGGCGGUUUGGGACGCUGGCGAUGGCCGGCGGCUGGCGGUGCUGGAGCAGCCCGGCGGCAGUCCUGUCCGCGUCUGCCGCUUCUCCCCCGGGGCCGCAUACCUGGUGUCAGGGGCCGCGGACGGGACCGUGGCUCUCUGGAACGCCCGGUCGUUGAAACUGCACAGAUCCGGGAAUGUUAAAGAUGGUUCUUUGGUGGCCUGUGCAUUUUCUCCUAAUGGAAAUUUCUUUGUCACUGGAUCAUCAUGUGGUGAUUUAACCAUUUGGGACGAUAAAAUGAGAUGCCUACAUAACGAAAAAGCGCAUGAUCUUGGUGUUACCUGCUGCGAUAUUUCUUCACAGCCGAUCUCUGACGGCGAACAUGGGUUCAGAUCCUUCCAGAUGGCUUCUUGUGGUCAAGAUAAUCAGAUCAAGCUCUGGCUUCUUUUGGUUGCAGACUUCUCAGGGAGAGGUUUCCUUUCAUCUUUCGGUACAAGAGCUGGAGAACUGGAAAGAGUGUUGACUCCUGCUAAAACUGCAGUGCAGAUGUGGAGACCAGGCAGAUGGCCCAAAACAUCUGCAGCGGGUGUUGAAUUAAAACAUAAAUGCACAUUGGGUGGACAUUCUGCCCCAGUUCUGGCUUGUGCAUUUUCGUAUGACGGGCAGCUGCUGGUUUCAGGGUCUGUGGACAAGAGUGUCAUAAUAUAUGAGAUGAGUACUGGCAAUGCCCUUCAGACUUUGACUCAGCAUACCAGAUAUGUUACAACUUGUGCUUUUGCACCAUAUAGUCCCUUACUUGCCACGGGUUCAAUGGAUAAAACUGUGAACAUAUGGCAGUUUGACCUUAAGCAACCCUGUGCAGGAACUACGGCAGAAGAUGAACCCCAGGCGGCUGUCGAGGCCUGGUCAGAGGACGAUGUUUCAGCCUGGCUUCGUGCACAGGACUUGGCAGACCUCGUUGGGCUUUUCAAAACUAAUAACAUUGAUGGCAAGGAACUACUCAACCUUACUAAAGAAAGUCUGACUAAUGAAUUGAAAAUCGGUUUUGCUCUAGGUACGUACAGAAAGUGUAAGUUCUUUCCUGUUUCACACCUUCAUCAGGAACCGCUGGGUCUGAGAAUGAGCUUCAAAACAACAUUUUGGGGCAGAAUUUGAAUCACUUGUGAUUCACCAUGCCUUACAUGUAUACCGAGGUAGGAGUAAGCUUUGGGGGAUUGCUCAGUAUGGAUUAACAGAAAAUGGCACGUGCUUUGCCUAUAUCAGCAAAAUCUUAGUUUCAGUGUUCUCUAUAACUAGUUUUCAAAGAUGAUGUGUCACGGAUAAUUCUUUAAUCCCUGACUAGGGAUUUAAUCAGGAGGUAGUUAAUUGAAGUGCAAACUGGAUGCAAUAUUUUUAAUCUGUUUGCAUGAGGGGAAUUUAGGAAAAAUUGCCCAUGUGAUGAAGAUUAAAAAUUCAAAAUUCAGUUACCUCUACAGAAUUAUUUGGUUUCUUUUUUACCGUCCUUCCAUUUGGUUAUAUUUUUCAUUUUUCUUGAUUCCAAACUGGUCUUGUAGAUUUUUACAAAAUUUCCAUGCAAGCCCUUCCUAAGAAUAAGCAUGAACUUGUAUUUCAAUUCUACCUUGCCUUUAUCUUUACGUAUGUUAUUUCAUAGCCCCGAUUAAGGAAGUGCAGGUUGAUGUCUUUGCUGGUUUGUGCACCAGAGUGGCUGUCGGGGGGCGGGGGGCGGGCGCUGGCGUUCGGGCCGGGCUGCGCGUCCGUCGGCAGCGGAGCCGGGCGGUGCUGGGAACGCUGUGGUACCAGCUUUUUAUUGUAGUGCUGAACAUGGGAGAUGAGCCGCAGUGGUAUGUACCACUGCUCGAGGAGAAGAAAGAAUCGUGACACGUGGCACUGCAGUUUUUUUGACACAGAGCAGUUUUUAAAAGGAGGAAUGCUUUGUGCUGCUGCAAGAUGAUUACUGAUAUCUGGGAUGCACUUCCAAUCUUGACAGGUUAAAAUUGUAGUGUGACAGCUUAUAGAACUGUAAAAUUACUUUUCCCAUUAUCAGAUUUCUUUUUUCCUCUUCUGCUCACAAUUAAGUUGGGAAGAAUGGCUGCUGGCUCAAGCACAGAUACCUCUUUUUUGAGAUUCACAGCUAUUGCCUAUUCUCAAUAAACAAGUAAGAGUAACUACUCUGAUCAGUUUGGUGAUACUUAAAUAAACCUGUGGUCCUUCAUGGGGGCCACCUUCCUGUCCUGCUUGGUGUCGUGUCCUACUGCAAGUGUGGCUGGUGCACAGACUUGGCUGUGAGGAGGGUGGCCGUGGUGCCGCGUGGCCGUGGUGCCGCGUGGCCGUGGUGCCGCGUGGCCGUGGUGCCGGGUGGCCGUGGUGCUGUGAGGCCGUGGUGCUGUGAGGCCGUGGUGCCGUGAGGCCGUGGUGCUGUGAGGCCGUGGUGCCGCGUGGCCGUGGUGCCGGGUGGCCGUGGUGCCGCGUGGCCGUGGUGCCGGGUGGCCGUGGUGCUGUGAGGCCGUGGUGCUGUGAGGCCGUGGUGCCGCGUGGCCGUGGUGCCGCGUGGCCGUGGUGCCGGGUGGCCGUGGUGCCGGGUGGCCGUGGUGCUGUGAGGCCGUGGUGCCGGGUGGCCGUGGUGCCGGGUGGCCGUGGUGCCGGGUGGCCGUGGUGCCGCGUGGCCGUGGUGCCGGGUGGCCGUGGUGCCGGGUGGCCGUGGUGCCGGGUGGCCGUGGUGCUGUGAGGCCGUGGUGCUGGGUGGCCGUGGUGCUGUGAGGCCGUGGUGCCGGGUGGCCAUGGUGCUGUGAGGCCGUGGUGCCGGGUGGCCGUGGUGCUGUGAGGCCGUGGUGCUGUGAGGCCGUGGUGCUGUGAGGCCGUGGUGCCGGGUGGCCGUGGUGCUGUGAGGCCGUGGUGCCGGGUGGCCGUGGUGCUGUGAGGCCGUGGUGCCGGGUGGCCGUGGUGCUGUGAGGCCGUGGUGCCGGGUGGCCGUGGUGCUGUGAGGCCGUGGUGCCGGGUGGCCAUGGUGCUGUGAGGCCGUGGUGCCGGGUGGCCGUGGUGCUGUGAGGCCGUGGUGCUGUGAGGCCGUGGUGCUGUGAGGCCGUGGUGCCGGGUGGCCGUGGUGCCGGGUGGCCGUGGUGCUGUGAGGCCGUGGUGCCGCGUGGCCGUGGUGCCGCGUGGCCGUGGUGCUGCGGCUGGAGCGCAGCCCCUGGGAGCUGUUCUGGGGGCUCAAGGGCCAGGUGUCACAGCUCGCGCGUGCUGUGUGACGCUGCACCGACAGCAGGGUCCUUGUGCUCCGUGUGCUCAGCCUGACUGGAGCUAGACUCUGCGAGAUGAAGCAGCAUCUGAAUGCCUCCCUGCUGAUGUGUGACAAAUGUAGCACUUCAUGGCCGUAAGGGUGGCAUAAAUAGGACCCUGUGCCAGACUGCAGGGCAAACCUGGGCCAAGGGUGAUGAGUGAAUUUUGGGGUUGUCCUACACGGCAGCAGGAGUUGGACUUGAUCCUUGUUAGUCCCCUCCAACUCAGGACAUGCUGUGAUUCUGAGUCUCCUCACGUGGGCACUUUGGGGGUCGGCGGUGUUCUGGUUACUGUCUGUUUCCGU
Molecule: messenger RNA, 4628 nt
Organism: Columba livia (rock pigeon)
Lineage: Eukaryota; Metazoa; Chordata; Aves; Columbiformes; Columbidae
Gene: WDSUB1
Product: WD repeat, sterile alpha motif and U-box domain containing 1
Exons: 11
Coding region: 839-2203 (454 amino acids)
Biological process (GO): protein ubiquitination
Molecular function (GO): protein binding; ubiquitin-protein transferase activity
Source: RefSeq, a predicted model, not a curated record